This is a messenger RNA of Racocetra fulgida, 467 nucleotides long. The record is from the annotation of a GenBank genome assembly. Lineage: Eukaryota; Fungi; Glomeromycota; Glomeromycetes; Diversisporales; Gigasporaceae.
UUGUAUUAAGAAAAUGUGUUACACGUAUGAUUCCCAGAAACUUACAAAAAGAAUGUUUACCAAUAAGCAAUGGAGAUGAUAGCAGCGAAAGUUUAUGUGAAAAUUUCUUCGACAACGAAGGUCUACAAGAAAAUUUUUCUGAUAUUGAAAGCUUGCCAGAGAAUUUUUCUGAUAGAAAUCAGCAUAUCAAUGAUGAUCUUGAAUGCAGUUUGUCUAUGACUUCAGAUAUGUCUAGUAAUAAUGGCCAGGCGACAGAUACAGAAAAAUUUAAACAAGUUAUAGCAGAUAGCGAAAUUGAUUUUCAGCUACUACCCAAAGAAUACGAAGGUUCACGGGACGGAGAAUUAUGGUUAAGUGAAGUGACCAACUUGAUUGAUCCACUUACCGUUAUUGGGCCAGCUGGUCCUGUCUCCCUAACCCAAUCACGCACUUUAACAGUUUCAUGUUUUUUGACUGUUUACGGUUAG